Molecule: messenger RNA, 489 nt
Organism: Pyricularia oryzae 70-15
Lineage: Eukaryota; Fungi; Ascomycota; Sordariomycetes; Magnaporthales; Pyriculariaceae
Exons: 2
Coding region: 1-489 (162 amino acids)
Biological process (GO): proteasome assembly
Cellular component (GO): cytoplasm; nucleus
Source: RefSeq, a predicted model, not a curated record
AUGUCCCUUCGCAUCGUCCCAGCCGACAACCACAGCAGCAGCUUCAGCCACAUCGGCGAGCGCAGCAAGGGAGCACCGUCGGCGCCCGGCCUGCACGACACCCUCCGCCACGGCGUCGGCCCGUCCGCCUACUCGUCCCUCCCGCCCUCAGACACCACGUCGGCCGCCGCCGCCGCCGCGACCGCGACAAGCGCCCACCCGCUCGAGGCCCGCCUCAAGGCUUGGGAGGCCACCCAGCACGGCCUGCGCAUGGAGUCGCUGCGCCGCACAUUUGGCAUGGCCGAGCCCAUCCGCCGCGAGAUGGAGCUCAAGAUCACCCGCACCGGCGAGUGGAGGCCCCUGGCGCUGGGCGGUGCCGCCCCGAGCCUACACGAGGAGAUACUGAGGGGCAAGGACUGCUCCAUCUCGUGGGAGGACGUCUUUACGAACGAGGAGAGCCGCACGUUCGUGGGUGUGCAUGACGAGAUGGAGAGGAAGCUCAAGAUUUAA